AUAUAAUAUGAAACUCACCCAAAAUCAUACUUGUUUCAGCCAUGGCCUUUUCCUACACUAAUAUUUUCUUAUUUUUCUUCCUCCACCAACUAAUCAUUUUCUCUAAUGGCCAAAUUAUUACAAUUAAGGGAGGUUACUGGCUAUGGGACAGUGGAUUAAUAGCCUUAAACAAAAUUGAUUUAACUCCUUUCUCUCACUUAUUUUGUGGAUUUGCUGAUAUUAAUUCCCAAUCCAAUCAAUUAAUUCUCACUUCACCAAAUUCAUUCAUACAAUUUACAAGCAUAGUCCAACAAAAAAAUCCUUCUGCAAAAUUUUUAUUGUCAAUAGGUGGAGGAGGUGCAAAUAAAACAACAUAUGGAGUUAUGGCUACAGCACCAAAUUCAAGAAAAAGUUUUAUUGAUUCAUCAAUAAAAUUAGCUAGACAAUUGGGAUUUCAUGGUCUUGAUCUUAGUUGGAUAUUUCCAGAAUCUGCUUCAGACAUGAUGAAUUUAGGCAUCCUUUUGAAUGAGUGGCGCAUUGCUAUCAACACGGAGGCAAGAAACUCCAGCAAAGUGGCUUUACUUUUCACGGCAGCCGUUUCCGGUUCGCCCCGAGUCAAUGGUUCAAUUUAUCCGGUUCAAUCACUAGCAAAAAAUUUAGACUGGAUCAACCUAAUAGCAUACGACUUCUACGGACCAAAUUGGUCGCCAUCACAAACAAAUUCACAUGCACAAUUAUUCGACCCGGUGAACUAUGUGAGUGGUAGUGACGGAAUCAACCAAUGGAUUCAACAAGGUGUCCCAUCACAAAAAAUUGUUUUUGGUAUUCCUUUUUAUGGAUAUGCAUGGAGAUUGAAUAAUACGAAUAUUCAUGGUCUCAGGGCACCGGCUAUCGGAAAAUCAGAUGUCUACGAUGAUCCGUGGAUGACAUAUGACCAAAUUAGGGAUUUUAUAGUGCAACAUCGUGCCACGACCAUACAUGAUGAUAGAAUUAUUGGAGAUUAUUGUUACUCGGAAAAUACUUGGAUUAGUUAUGAUGAUAUUCAAACUGUUAAGACUAAAGUGUCUUAUAUUAAAAGCAGAGGGCUGCUUGGUUAUUAUGCAAUGGAUAUUUCAGGAGACACUAAUUGGAAUUCUCUUCUUUCUCAUGCUGCUUCACAAGAAGCUGAUGGAAUGACACAAGGAGAAAUUGUGAAGAAGAAGAAAAAACUCAAUCGACUAGUUAUCAUUUUGAUUCCAAUUGGUGCACUACUAAUAUUGAUAUUGUUAGUGUUUAUAAUUUGGUAUCUUCGAAGGAGACAAGUACCUAAGUUUCAAGAGUUAGAGAGGAACCAAAGGAACAAAAUGGGAAGUAAAAAUAAAGCAAGAAAAAGUGGAGAUAAUAGCAAUUUGCAAGUUUUUAGUUUUGAUGAGAUGAAGGAAGCUACAAAUAAUUUUUCAUUUGACAAUAAGCUUGGAGAAGGGGGAUAUGGACCUGUUUUCGAGGGAAAGUUGAGGAAUGGGGAAAAAAUAGCAGUGAAAAGGUUAUCAGAGACUUCAUCUCAAGGAUUGGAAGAAUUUGAAAAUGAAGUGAUUCUUACUGCAAAAUUACAACAUAUAAAUCUUGUAAAAGUUGUGGGAUUUUGCAUUGAAAAUGGAGAAAAAAUGUUGAUCUAUGAAUAUAUGCCCAACAAGAGCUUGGACCACUACAUUUACAAUCAAGUGAGAAGAUUAGUUCUAAAUUGGGAAAAAAGAGUGCAAAUAAUUGAAGGCAUUAUUCAAGGGCUAUUAUACCUCCAAGAAUAUUCAAGAUUAACAAUUAUCCAUAGGGAUAUAAAAGCCAGCAAUAUUCUAUUGGACUUACAAAUGAAACCAAAGAUUUCUGAUUUUGGAAUGGCAAGAAUGUUUAAGGAGGAUGAAGUUGAAGCAAAUACAAGCAGAAUAGUUGGAACAUUGGGUUAUGCACCACCUGAAUAUAUAAAACAGGGCAUUUAUUCAACAAAAUCUGAUGUUUUCAGUUUUGGAGUACUUCUUCUUCAAAUCAUAAGUGGGAAAAAGAAUACAUGUUUUUAUGGUCCAGAUGAACAGCUAAAUCUUCUUGACUAUGCAUUUGAGAUGUGGAGAGAUGGUAAAGGCAUGGAAUUUAUGGAUGAAUCACUUGAUGAUAAAACAUCAUAUUGCAAAUUAUUAAAUUGCAUGCAAAUUGCAUUGUUAUGUGUCCAAAAAAACCCAUUGGAUAGGCCUACAAUGUUGGAAGUUUCUAAUAUGUUGAAAAAUAUUGCAAAUUUAGUGAUUGAGUUCCCUAAGAGGCCUGCAUUUUCUGUAAAAGAAGAUGAAGAAAGUUUGAAGAAAUAUGGCUUAGUGCAAGAAACAGAAGAAGUUGAUACUGCAACAAUUACACAAUUGAUUGCAAGAUGACUGAUGAUAUCAAUCCUACCUAAUGUUCAGAUGCAUUUUAGUGGCUUUAAUGGUUCGAUUCGAUUGGUUAUUUUUAUAAAAAUAUGUAUAUAUCUUUGUUUUGUGAAUUUCUAAUUGGUAUUCGAUAUUCAUAUUGGAGUAUGACUAAUUCAGAUACGUUUAUUACUCCCUCUA
Molecule: messenger RNA, 2549 nt
Organism: Solanum tuberosum (potato)
Lineage: Eukaryota; Viridiplantae; Streptophyta; Magnoliopsida; Solanales; Solanaceae
Product: receptor-like serine/threonine-protein kinase SD1-6
Exons: 8
Coding region: 42-2375 (777 amino acids)
Biological process (GO): carbohydrate metabolic process; protein phosphorylation
Cellular component (GO): plasma membrane
Molecular function (GO): chitin binding; protein serine/threonine kinase activity; ATP binding
Source: RefSeq, a predicted model, not a curated record